This is a messenger RNA of Rhagoletis zephyria (snowberry fruit fly), 1295 nucleotides long. RefSeq lists its product as uncharacterized. Lineage: Eukaryota; Metazoa; Arthropoda; Insecta; Diptera; Tephritidae. The record is from RefSeq and is a predicted model, not a curated record.
GUGGUCUUGAAACAAUGAUAGGUAUGACUAAAAUGCCAACCAAAACUGCUUGCAUACCUGUUUUGGAAGGCACCCAUACACCAAUAUGCAGUUGGAAUUAAAAUCAUAUCUGCUCCUAUGCCUAAAAUAUUGUCAAAUGAAAAUUUGGAAAAAAUUUAACUGCAAUUGUUAGUAUUUCUUGUUCAACAGAGUAUUCUAAAGUUAUCGUUUUGUAUAUUAGUGUAAAAGAAAAACAGAUAGUAUUUUUCUCGAUGAUAAUAUUUCUGGUGUAAGCUAUCUGAUUGCACAUCAUGUCUUCUAUAAGUCAUCCGCAACAUAAGUGUAAUCACGAAGAGAACAGAUUUAAAGUGUGCGCGCCUUGUGGGAGAAAGAUUAAAUUCGGAUCGUCAAAACCUUCAGAAUUUAAUAUAACCGGAAAAUUGGCAUUUGUGGUACAUGUCGUAGGGUUCUCUGUGACCGAGAUAUGGAUAUACCAAAUGCAACGCGGCCUCUUCCAAACAUGCCUAACUAUGAAGAUUCGACAAAAGAAACAAGAACAAGUUCAUGCUCUUGUUAUAUCUGGCUCACUGCUCGGGCAACCAGCCAUCCAAAAGUUAUACAAGGGAGAGCACAUACCUUAAAUGUAUUGAGUGAAAAAAACUCCACCAAUGGGUUGACUGCUUUGUCAGUUGGGUCAGAAUUAAAAAAUCAUGUAAGUAAACUCGCUAAAGCCUUCCGAAGCACAGAAAUGUCGGAAACAUUAAAAAUUCACGUGCUUCUAAAUCAUUUGGAACAUAGUCUGCAUUUUUUAGGCAACGACGGCUUCGGAAUGUGGUCGGAGCAAGCUGGAGAAUCCAUUCAUGGCGUAUUUUUAAGAUUUUGGCUCAAUUAUAAAGUUAAUUCGAUUGACGACCCUAAAUAUAUAAUCAAUUAAAAAAAAAAACUGUCGUUGAAUUUUCAUCAAAACACAUAUGAAUUUAUAUAAAAUAAUAUUUUAUAUUGACUUUGUAAAUUUAUAAAAUUUAUGCAAUAAGAAUUAUUAAAAUAUGCAAUUAUGUAAUAUUAUCUCUUGAAUAACUAAGUUAAAAUAUUUUAUGCUUAUAACGUAAGAAAGUGUUAUAAUUAUAUUACCAUAGACCUUCGCGAUUAUAUAACUAGAUUUGGAAAGUUCUAGAUCAACAUUUUAUAAUAUUUUAAGCAUAGGAGCAGAUGGAAUUUUAUUUUCAACGAAAUUUUGAUCUAUGAUUAUGUACAAAGACAGUUAUGUAAGCCGUUUUGGUUGGCAUUUUAGUCAUAGCUAUGGUUGCUUCAAGACC